Molecule: messenger RNA, 684 nt
Organism: Didymodactylos carnosus
Lineage: Eukaryota; Metazoa; Rotifera; Eurotatoria; Philodinida; Philodinidae
Source: the annotation of a GenBank genome assembly
AUGGCCUCAUCCAAUGCUGACGACGGGUUUUAUUGGAAUAAGCAGCUCAAAACAAGAAUCGCGAGAUAUAAUCAACACUCACGAAUUUCUUUGCGUGAAAUGAAUCUGAUUGACAAAGAUAUUCCGAUGAUUAUCAAUGAGGCACUAAUCAACAAACAAUGUACAGAACUUGAUCUUUCUUCGAAUCGAUUUACAUUCGAAGGAAUUCGACUGUUAGCAAACACAUUUGAUCAAAACUUAAUAUCGCUGAAAAUGAUCGAUUUGAGUAGUAAUCAGCUAGGUGACGAAAGUAUUCGAUAUAUUACCACUGCUCUUCGAAUGUAUCCUUUGUUGACACAUCUUCGUCUGGGACGAAAUAGUAUUACUGAUAUUGGAGCACAAUAUCUAGCCGGACUCUUAUCAACAAAUACACGACUUACUCUUAUCGAACUCGAGUACAAUAAUAUAACAUCCCAAGGUAUGAUAGUACUUGCACAAGCUAUAUUAUGUUCAAAUUUGAAAUACUUCUAUAUUGGGAAUAAUCGACAGGUGAAUGAUGAAGGUGUCGAGAGUUUACGUGAUAUGAUACGAAAAGCAACUGAUUUACUGGCUAUUUCAUUAAAUGAUAUUGACUUCUCUCAAAAAUGCAAAGAGAAAUUGGGACAAGUAGCCAAAACAAAACAUCGCCUUACUCUCUACCUUUGA